GCAUGUGAAGUGGUUUUUUAAAGAAUCCGCAAUCGUUAGCUUUUUCGUUUGGGUGAUGUUGGUGCCUUUGGGCCAACCGUUUUCAUAAGGGAUUUCACAAAACUGCUGUCUUAGAGAAUAAGUAUUCAGUAGCGUUCAGUUACGUUCAGUUAGCAGUGGGAAGUGUGGGUUGGGUGUGAACGGUGUGAAGGUGUUUGUUGCAGUUCAUGGUGUUUUUUUUUUCCGUUUGUAAUCGUUCUCACCUUUCUUAGCGUAUUUGACCAGGUGGCUGAUAGUGGUUGUUGCACGAUUCAAAUCAUUCGGAUGUAGUGUUGAGAAGUGGAAGUGUCAGGUAAUAAUGAAAAUGAUGCACGAAGACUCUAAUGGCGAAUCGACAUUUGAGUUUGUUGAAAAGAGAGUGGAAGAAAUGUCUGUUACUUCAAAUGAAACUUUGCCAAGACCAGAGUCUCUGAGCAGUGUCACAUCAUCAUCUUCAGUACUGCCAUUGAACAUUACAGCAAGUGAGGGAAAUUUACUAUCUAGUGUAGCUCCACCUUCUGCACUUCCGAGUUUUGUGUCACCUUCAAUGGGAUCAGUAACUCAUGUUGCUACCAGCACCACUCAUCAGCCUAUAACAGUGACACAGCCUGUGCCAGCAUCAACUCAUGCCUACCAUCCAACUACAUUCAGUCCAGUGAUCCCUCCUAGCAAAGGUGGAGAUGUUUCUAUGGUUCUACCCCCUGAGAUAGGUCCAGCAGCAGCACAUGCAGAAGGAAGUGGUGGAUUGUUGGGGUGGGUGAAAGGUGCAGUUGGGAGUGGUGGUCUUCUUUCAAAAGUAGCAGAGAAAGCGAAAAAUUCAGUGGACUCCAUGAUAACAACACUCGAUCCUCAGAUGAGAGAGUUUUUGUAUUCUGGAGGUGAUGUGGAUGUUGUAGUUGCUUCAGACAAGGAGGUGAAAUUGAGCCCUGUUCGUGAAGCUUUCCAAGCUGUGUUUGGUAAAGCAACAGUUUCAGGUUUGGCUGCACAGGCUACAAUGAUUGCGGCCCAACCUGUUGGAUUUGCAGCAGGUGUUAAGGCAGCGGAAGAGAGGAUAUUAGCAUUACAAUCCACUGGGAAACUUCAUCCAAAACAGCCUAUUGUUGCUAUAGAAAAUUUCCUUGUUGAAGUUGAAGAAAACAAGUGGUAUGAUGUAGGGGUAUUAAUGCUCAAAGACCCUGACCGAGAAAUAAAUCUGCACACAUUUACUCAGCUCACCCCAGUGCCUGCUGCUGUUGUUGCUCUGGCUCAGGAGGACACUCCUAAUGAUUAUCCUCUUCGGUGGUCAGGUUUGGCAGUUACCAUUGGUAGCCUCAUGGCUAGUAAUUUGCAGGUUCAUCAUUCAGAAUGGCAUCAAGCCCUGACUGGGGUUUCCAGGAGAGAGAUGCUUUUGAUAGCAGCCAAAGUAUUAGCAGGGUUGUACAAGAACAGUAUAGGUGGGAACAUCAUUUGAACAAACAGUUUUAAUUUAUGUGAUACUGUACCUUUUUAUUACAAGUGUACACAGAGUGGUUGCAGGUACAGUAAUUUGGCAGAUCUGUAUUGCUUCUAUUAGGAAAUAUGACCUACUGUAACUAGCAGUAAAUAUAUUAUGAGUAGCUUAAAAAAUUCUUACUAUUCCAGGUAUCAUGUUAUAGUUUCUAAAAUUUAGUAUGCAGUAACACACUGAUAAUUUGAAAUAGUAGUGACCAGAAUUAUUUCCUGCAGGUUCAAGGGACUGUUGUAUUUGAUUAUUUAUGAGGGCAUUCUCUAAACCAAUGGUAAUGUUGAUAAUCAAGAAAUUCCCAUAUCACCACAUGGAACAGUGAAACAUAAAAUUAAACAUCUUUUUACAAAUAUGUAUUGCUGUAAAGUGAUAUCUUCCUAAAUGAUACCAAAUUGCAGGUAUUUAAUUUCUAGGAUUACUUUAAAUAUUUCUAAGAAGAGCUGUAUUUUUUAGUGACACAAGUUCUAUGAUUAAUUUGGUGGUUUUCCUACUGGCUUCUUUCCAUGCAUGAUAAUUUCCAAAUUUCUCCUUAGUAAUGUAUUCAGAUUCUUUAUCAUACGUCUAAACCGUCGUCUCCCUAGUGUGUCUUGAAAUUUUCUAAUGUUCAGCUUUUCUUAUUGUGGAAUUUAUGAUUCUGUUUUAUGUCCUUUUGCUUUAUGCAUGUAAAUAUAAGAAGUGUCAUUUCCAUUGUUUUGAUUUUUCUGCACACUAAUCCAUCAGAUUAUAUUUAAAUUUGAAAAUA
Cryptotermes secundus is the source of this 2243-nucleotide messenger RNA. RefSeq names its product protein PRRC1. The transcript has 7 exons. Gene Ontology annotation, molecular function: protein kinase A regulatory subunit binding. The record is from RefSeq and is a predicted model, not a curated record. The coding region runs from base 338 to 1468 and encodes 376 amino acids. Gene Ontology annotation, biological process: activation of protein kinase A activity. Gene Ontology annotation, cellular component: cytoplasm. Lineage: Eukaryota; Metazoa; Arthropoda; Insecta; Blattodea; Kalotermitidae.